Messenger RNA from Zea mays, 1540 nucleotides. Its product is annotated as organic anion transporter. Lineage: Eukaryota; Viridiplantae; Streptophyta; Magnoliopsida; Poales; Poaceae. The transcript has 3 exons. The record is from RefSeq and is marked provisional. The coding region runs from base 353 to 1354 and encodes 333 amino acids.
AACCUAACAGAAGCAACCGAAUAUCCCCUCGCCUUUCAACUCGUCUUCCUCCUCAUGUCGUCGCCUCCUAUCCCUCUAUAUCUUCUAUUCUAAGCCACCUCGAUCGGACCCUAGAUAGAUGCAAGAAAAGAAAAGAGAAGAGCCUCUGUGGAUAGUGGUGGGUGCUGGAUCACUGGGCGGAGCAGCUUCUCAUAUCGGAUCGAUCGAUUAAUUAAUAUAUACUAUAAACAUACAAUCAAUUACAUACAUAUACGCCAAGAGAAGAGGAACGCCGGCCCGUUUCACUUGUCUCCUUCCUCCGAUCCCUCCCGGCGGCCGGCCGGGCUCGGGCGUUUUUCCCCUUUUGUUUCCCAUGGAGGACGCCAAGAUGGGGAACGGCGCCACCAUCCGCGCGGUGCUCGCCAUCCUCCAGUGGUGGGGAUUCAACGUCACCGUCAUCAUCAUCAACAAGUGGAUCUUCCAGAAACUGGAGUUCAAGUUCCCCCUGACGGUGUCGUGCGUCCACUUCAUAUGUUCCUCCAUCGGAGCCUACAUCGCGAUCAAAGUCCUGAGAACGAAGCCGCUGAUCGAGGUGGCCUCGGAGGACCGGUGGAGGAGGAUAUUCCCCAUGUCGUUGGUGUUCUGCGUCAACAUCGUGCUGGGGAACGUGAGCCUGAGGUACAUACCAGUGUCAUUCAUGCAGACGAUCAAGUCGUUCACUCCGGCAACGACAGUGGUUCUUCAGUGGCUGGUUUGGAGGAAAUACUUUGAGUGGCGCAUCUGGGCGUCCUUGGUGCCCAUCGUUGGAGGAAUCCUUGUCACCUCCGUGACGGAGCUGAGCUUCAACACGGCUGGCUUCUGCGCCGCGCUGGUGGGGUGCCUGGCCACGUCCACCAAGACCAUCCUGGCAGAGUCGCUGCUCCACGGCUACAAGUUCGACAGCAUCAACACGGUGUACUACAUGGCUCCGCUGGCCACGCUGAUCCUGUCGGUGCCGGCCGUGGCGCUGGAGGGCGGCGCCGUGCUGGGGUGGCUGCGGACGCACGAGUCCGUGGGACCGGCGCUGGCGGUCGUCGUCACCUCCGGGGUGCUGGCCUUCUGCCUCAACUUCUCCAUCUUCUACGUCAUCCACUCCACGACGGCAGUCACCUUCAACGUGGCCGGCAACCUCAAGGUGGCCGUGGCGGUGCUGGCGUCCUGGAUGGUGUUCCGGAACCCCAUCUCCGCCAUGAACGCACUCGGCUGCGGCGUCACGCUCGUCGGAUGCACCUUCUACGGCUACGUCAGGCACCGACUCUCGCAGAACCAGGCGCCCAGAGCCCGCUUGGAGAUGCUGCCGCUCACCGCCGUCGACAAGCAAGGCGACAAGAUAUAAAAAGUCUUUUCGAAUAAACCAUCUGAUUCUUUCUGAUCCACCUAGCCUAACCGCCGAUCGAGAAUGCAUCCACCAUCAGAGAUGACAGGAAAUUAUUUUUUGUUGGCAGCCAGAUUUUGAUAAUGAGUCAGUUCAGUUGUUGCUUAAAGAGAAAUGUCAUGAGGUCUAUAAAGUCUUUUGGAAUGA